This is a messenger RNA of Pelobates fuscus (common spadefoot toad), 3084 nucleotides long. It is a transcript of the gene ATG7, whose product is annotated as autophagy related 7. Gene Ontology annotation, biological process: autophagy of mitochondrion; protein modification by small protein conjugation; C-terminal protein lipidation. NCBI's taxonomy places the organism in Eukaryota, Metazoa, Chordata, Amphibia, Anura, Pelobatidae. Bases 155 to 2272 code for a protein of 705 amino acids. Gene Ontology annotation, molecular function: Atg8 activating enzyme activity; Atg12 activating enzyme activity. Gene Ontology annotation, cellular component: phagophore assembly site; cytoplasm. The transcript is spliced from 19 exons. The record is from RefSeq and is a predicted model, not a curated record.
UCACACAGUGUGCAUUCAAGGAAGUGGUAGAAGCUGCAGCAGUUGUGGAGUGACAGAAUACUAAGGGAACACAGCACAUUGAGUGAACACUCACCUGGGUCAGCCAGCACAGUCAGCAUCCACCUGUCAUGAGAUUGAACAGUAAAUUCUAAACAUGGAAUCAGGAGCCAGUAACCAAGAAACCACACCAGCGCCAAUCUCCCCAAAGUUGCAGUUUGUUCCUUUCUCAAGUGCUCUAGAUGCCGGUUUUUGGCAUGAAUUAACUCAGAAAAAACUCAAUGUUUAUCGAUUAGAUGAAAGCGCCAAAGAUAUAAGGGGUUACUACUAUAAUGGUGAUCCGGUGGGGCUGCCAACGCGUCUAACUUUAGAGUUCAGUGCCUUUGAUGUUAACGCCUCCACACCAGCGCGGUGCUGUCCAGUGCUCGGAUCCCUGUAUAAUACAAACACCUUGGAAUCCUUUAAAUCAUGUGAUAAGAAAGCUCUGCUUGAACAAGCCGCUAAUGAGAUCUGGAAUGCAAUUAAAUCUGGUGCAGCCCUUGAUGAUCCAGCAUGCCUAAAUAAAUUCCUGCUAUUAACGUUUUCAGAUUUAAAGAAAUAUCGGUUUUAUUACUGGUUUUGCUUUCCUGCACUUUGCUUUCCUGAAGGAGUCUGUCUGAUGAAGCAGCCAGUGUUGCUGGGGGAAAGGUUUUCGGACACUCAGAUUCAAGCUUUUCAGAAUGUCUACGAUGAUUUUCUACAGACAGAAGGCUCCAGUGUCCAACCGUACUUUCUAAUUCGAUAUACUGAGGAUUCGUUUUCUAUGGCCCCUCUAAGGAAAUUUGAAGAAUUCUGUAAAGAUCAAAAAAAGGUCACUUUUGGAUUCUACGACCCGUGCACGCUGCCCCAGUAUCCUGGCUGGCCACUGCGGAAUUUGCUGGUGUUGGCAGCUUAUCAUUGGUGGAGCCUUGUUGAAUCUGUGGAAGUUAUCGGUGUUCGUGACCGCACAUUGCAAGGCGAGAGGGAUAUGGCACACAGCAUCAUCUUUGAAAUUAAACUCCCCAAGUUGACACUUAACCAAGCCUGCCCAAAAGCAGUAGGAUGGGAGAAAAACCAAAAAGGGGUUAUGGGUCCCAGAAUGGUGAACCUGAGCGAAUGCAUGGAUCCAAAAAGGUUAGCAGAAUCAUCAGUGGAUCUUAACCUGAAACUUAUGCGCUGGCGACUAGUCCCUACACUGGACUUGGAGAAGGUGAUAUCUUCAAAGUGUUUACUGUUGGGAGCGGGUACUCUUGGAUGCAAUGUAGCUCGGACACUGAUGGGUUGGGGUGUGCGACAUAUCACAUUUGUGGACAAUGCCAAAAUCUCUUAUUCGAACCCCGUCCGGCAGCCUCUUUAUGAAUUCGAAGAUUGCCUGGGCGGAGAAACAUCAAAAGCUCUGGCAGCUGCUGCAAAACUUUUAAAGAUAUUUCCUGGCGUGGUUUCAAAAGGAUAUAACAUGAGCAUCCCUAUGCCAGGACAUCCUGUGAAUUUUUCCGAAGACACAUUGCUCCAAGCACAGACAGAUGUUGAGAAGCUUCAGAAGCUUAUUGGGGAACAUGAUGUGAUAUUCCUUCUGAUGGACACCAGAGAGAGCCGCUGGCUCCCGACAGUCAUUGCAGCCAGUCAGAGGAAGUUGGUCAUCAAUGCUGCUCUGGGAUUUGACACUUUUGUGGUAAUGAGACAUGGACUUAAGAAGCCAGAAGAGGUGGAUGACUCUCGUUCAGCAACCGCAAGCUCUUCUGAACUUCUCGGAUCUUCUCUUUUCUCCAACAUCCCUGGAUGCAAGUUGGGCUGUUAUUUCUGUAAUGAUGUGGUAGCCCCAGGAGAUUCCACUAGAGAUCGUACUCUGGAUCAGCAGUGCACUGUGAGUCGACCUGGGUUAUCUAUGAUUGCAGGAGCCUUGGCGGUGGAGCUAAUGGUGUCUGUCAUCCAGCAUCCCGAGGGUGGUUAUGCAGUUGCUAGCAGCAGUGAUGAUCGUAUGAAUGAGCCUCCAACGUCCCUCGGACUCGUUCCACAUCAGAUACGAGGAUUUUUAUCCAGGUUUGACAAUGUUUUGCCAGUCAGCCUAGCAUUUGAUAAGUGCACAGCCUGUUCAGUAAAGGUUAUUGAGCAAUAUGAGAAAGAUGGGUUCCAGUUUUUGAGCAACGUUUUUAAUUCUUCACAUUCUUUCCUGGAAGAUUUAACUGGCCUCACACUUCUCCAUCAGGAGACACAGGCCGCAGAGAUUUGGGACAUGAGCGAUGAUGAAGUCAUCUGAAAAUGAAUAAACGAAAACAGAAAAAGUUACCAAGAUCCUCUGCCGCAUCCUUUAUAACAGGAAACACCAACCAGUCUAGAUCCUCAUUAACCUUCCAAAACCAAAUAUAUAUAUUUUUAUGACUACAAAAUAAUUGUUGCAAUAACUUGUGUGUGUGUGCAUGGUUUCAUUUUCCAGAUAUCAUACUGCUUUCUCAGUAAUUCCAUGGGGACUUAUGACCAUCAUCUGAAGCUCAUCAUUACAAGCCUUAUGGAUGUAUGAACUGUCCUUGUCAUUUAGAGUUAGCUCGGCUCUAGAAUAGGAAAGACAUUUCAUGCUGGCAUGGGGUCUGUAAGAACUUAAUUGUAAUAAUAGCAUUCAGUGAUUUUGGUGCUUGAGGGCAUUUAAAUCGUAAAUUAUAUCUUUAUGAGGAUAUGAUUACUCUGCAUAAAAUGAUUUCCUUAUAUGGAAAUGAAUGCUAUGAAUAUAUGAAAUGAAAAGAAAUCUUGUUAUAUUUUUAGAUUUUGACAUUAAACACCUGUUUACCUGGGCUGGGACCACACUAGCCUAUAAAUGAAUAUUAAUGUUUAAAUAAAUAUCUGUCUAUCUAAUAUAAUAUAUUCUAUCAUAUCUAUCUAUCUCAGACAUUUAUUUAUCUUGACCCAGAGAGAUAAGCAGUGUUGCAUCUCAGAUAUAUAUUGAUGCUAUAAUCAAAAUUAUAUGGCCUGAGAUUGAAAAAUGUUGAUUGAAAAGUGGCACACGAUAGUCUUUCUAAAGCAUUCUAGUAUGUAAGAAUUGUUAUUACAGACACAUAUCCCUGCAAUAAGUUUUAU